Paramormyrops kingsleyae is the source of this 3683-nucleotide messenger RNA. It is a transcript of the gene phc1, whose product is annotated as polyhomeotic homolog 1. Gene Ontology annotation, cellular component: PRC1 complex; nucleus. NCBI's taxonomy places the organism in Eukaryota, Metazoa, Chordata, Actinopteri, Osteoglossiformes, Mormyridae. The record is from RefSeq and is a predicted model, not a curated record. Gene Ontology annotation, molecular function: chromatin binding; histone binding; zinc ion binding. Gene Ontology annotation, biological process: negative regulation of DNA-templated transcription.
AAUGCAUAGACAGACGCCAAAAAAGGAGGCGGAAUAUUUUGUCCAUUAGCAGAAUCGCGGAUCUUUAUAUUAUUAGCUGCUUGGGAGCAAAUUAUAUGAAAACGUAAACAAACGACUAUAGAAAAGUAUUACACAAGAAGGGGGGAAAUAGACGAUGGAGACUGAUGGGGACCAGAAUGCAGGUUCUGCUAAUGGAAACACUCCGUCUGGGGGAAACUCUCGCCCACCUCAGAUAUCUCAAAUGUCUUUGUAUGAGAGACAGGCUGUACAGGCUCUCCAGGCCCUGCAGAGGCAGCCCAAUGCGGCCCAGUACUUCCAGCAACUGAUGCUGCAGCAGCAGAUUAGCAGCGCCCAGCUCCAGAACCUUGCGGCUGUGCAGCAGGCCACCCUUGCAGCCAGCCGUCAGUCCAGUUCCCCCAGUAACAGUGUCUCCCAAGCCACCAGCACAGCUCACUGCACCGUGAACUUAAGUUCUUCAGGAGGGGGAGCCAUGAGCAACCCUCGGCCUCUUGGCCCCACCUCCUCUACGACAUCAUCAGCCCUGAGUCAGUCGGUACUGCUGGGUGGAAACACAGCUGGACAGGGACAGAUGUUCCUCAGAGUAAAUCGCUCUCUUAGGACACCACUCUCCUCGCAGCUUAUAUUCAUGCCUUCUGGCACAGCAACAGCUGCUGUAGCAACAGUCACCCAGCAACAGGCCCAGCAACAUCAGCAACACGAAGUUACUCCCGUCUCUUCUAAUAGCCAGUCCGAUACCGACCAAGUCCAGAACCUGGCCCUCCGCUCCAGUUCUCAAGUUGCCACAGUGAAGACAGAGUGCCCCGACCGGAAGGACACAGCCGCCUACUCUAUGGUCCAACAGCCGCAACAACAGUUCCCCCAGACUGCACAGCAGACCACAGGGCAGCAGCUACAGCCCCCACAACAGCAACAAAUGCACGCUAAACUGCCCUCUUACACCCAACCCUCCACUCCCACUCUUCCCAGUAUGAACCUCAAAACUGGAAACCAGCCCAGCAUGGCCCCUCCACCAGCCCCUCCGCUCCCACCCUCUUCCUCCCCUUCUCCAUCCAUUCCUCUCUCUCAGCUUCUUCUCUCUACUUCUGGCUUCUGUCAAGCACGUGCUGUCACCACAGUUACCUCAGCUACCACGGCGACUCACAUCUUGGUUCCGACUUCCAACACCCCGACCCCAUCGCAAGGAUAUCCUGUCAGCUCUGUAGGGCCCAAACCUAAUAUUAACACCCAGACACUGGUGGUUCAACCACUCCAGCAAACCAACACUAACAUAAGCUCUGAGAAGAUGGCCCAUACUUCUGGGCCUGUCCCCAUUCAGCCGAAAACUGUCCAAGGCCUCCGCUUGCCCCUCCAGCUUCCCUCAAGGCAUCCCCCUCCAAUUCUACCUGCACCACCAAGCAACCCCCAAUCCAGUACCUCUCACCUGCCGCCGCAUGUUCCUGUUCAGCUGGUGGGUGCUAGGCAGGGUUCUCUAGGAAACUCCCAGGCUUUGGCUCUAGCACAGGCCCGAAACUGCUGUGCCCAGGAUAGCGGGUCUCUGAAUAACUCCACCAGCAAGGUGACCUCCGUGGCCACAGGAGGAGGCGUGGGGGUUGGUGGAGGCACCAGUGCGGGCCUGAAGUCAACCCAGAGUGCGCCGCCUUUGACCCAGGUCUCUCAGAUUCACCUGCCUGCCACUCAGGGUCCUGUGCUACAUCCAGCUCGCUCUUCCUCCUCUACCUCAUCCUCUGCCUCCAAUUCUUCUGCUCCCUGCCUCUCUGUCGCCCACCCUUUGGACAUCCAGGCUACCCCGUCACUGGCAGUGCCUCCUAGUGGAGAUCCAGUGCAUGUGCAGUCUAUUCAGAUGCAGGGAAAACCUGCAGCUGGCUCUCUGAAGAGGAAGUCGGAGUCUGAUGUGAACGUGUUGGUGGCCGGGCCCAGCCUUGUCUCCACCCCCCCAGCCAGAGAGCUAUCCCCUCCUAUCUUAACCCCAGCUAUUGAAGAAGCCCAUGGCAUCACUCCCACUCCAUCCAGCCUGUCCCUUUCAACUUGUCGAGCAGGAGGUGGGCAGGAGAAGGGCCCCCCUCCCCAGGCUGUAGUCAAACCCCAAGUCCUCACUCACCUAAUUGAGGGCUUUGUCAUCCAGGAAGGUGCAGAGCCCUUUCCAGUUACUGGACCAGUGAAGGAUCGAUCUGAUGGGACAUUGCCAAUGGCCGUACCACCUGCAGACCAGACAGAGUCUGAGUCUCCUGCAGUGAUGAAGUGUGAAUACUGUGAAGGUUUUGCUCCAGCGAACCAGUUCCGGGGCUCCAAGCGCUUCUGCUCCAUGACUUGUGCCAAGAGAUACAACGUGAGCUGCAGCCACCAGUACCGCUCACGGCGUGGCCGGGCCCUGCGAGGUGUGGCCGGGGGGCCUGCAGGCCCAGAUGGCAUCCUGAGGCGCAGGGGUCCUCGCAGAAGCAGUUCAGAAAUUGCCAGUGCCAAAAUAGCGGGAAGACACCUGCCCGUCAAGUGUCGAUCAGAGUCCAGCCGCUCCGAAGAUAUCUCCAGCUGUGAGGAGGAAGAAGAGGAAGACUCGCUGUCUCUGUCUCCAGGCUCGUCGUUUUCUGUCCCUCGGCCUGCUCAUUGCAGGCCCCAGCUAGAAGGGCAGGCCCCCGGGGGGCUCUCGCUAGACGGGGCCCAGUUCCUGUCUGGGAGCCCUUCUCACUGGAGCGUAGAGGAAGUGUGUCAGUUUAUCUCGUCUCUGCAAGGCUGUGAGGACCUGGCGAAUCAAUUCCUCUCGCAGGAGAUUGACGGUCAGGCCCUACUUCUGCUGAGGGAGGAGCACCUCAUGUCCACCAUGAAUAUCAAGCUGGGGCCUGCACUUAAGAUCUGCGCCUCCAUCAACAACCUGAGGGACUGAGACACUGAUAGGACCUGUCCGGGUGGGCUGUACCACACCUCUUCACUUGGGCGGGGGGGAGCUGUACCACACCUCUUCACUUGGGGGGUGGGCUGUACCGCACCUCUUCUUUGGGGGGUUAGGGGUGGUAUGACAGGAGGAGGAGAAAGAUUGUGUAAGGGCUUAGAUUCCAUUCUAUGGAGACUUUUUUUCUGUGUUUUGUGAAAGAGGGCAGUAAUAUAUCCGAAAAAAGGUCACCAUAAUGCCAGACUUCUGAAUGUGUAUUUGUGAGAGGGCAGUUAAGGAUUAGCUGUCUGUUUCUCAGCAAACAUUACCUACAUUUGGCCAUCUCUGCUCAUAUGUAAUGAAGGAAGGCGAUCAUCAUCAUUAUUCAUUAGUUGACUAAAACAACAUCUGAUGUCAAAGAGUUGCCUUUUCACUGUUUCAGUGGUGUUUUAGUGAAGUAAUAUAGUAUUAGAGUUCAAAAAUAGCAAUACCAGGUUCCUCUGUUCCAAAGCAUACAGUGAACUACAUUGUCCAUCAUUCCAUGUGAAGUUUUUGUUCUACACUGAUGGACAGACAACUGUGAUUCCAAAUAUACUGGAAUGAAAAGUAUGACUGAAUUACUUUUACUUUUUUUUACACAAUUGAGGUCUGGUUUAUAGCCAUUUUAAUCUACUAAAACAGUAUUUUGUUAUUACAGUUUUGAUCUAUGAACCUAUCAUUGUUAAUCUUCUGCUAAAGUAUCUACAUGUUGAUUAGCCUACUGCUUAUGGCUCUAGAAAUAAAAGACUAUUAAUGGAUA